GCGGAAAUCGUUCGUAUUCGUAAAGCGCUGCUGCACUGUCCACAAAGGUUAUUUGCCUGCGGCCGAUGACAAUGCCUGUGGCCCUGGCCAUCCUCCGGGACUCUAUCUAUACUGGUCUUGCAUAAGAAUAGUUGGCACGGAAUCAUUUUGAUCGCGUCUGAGUGAUCCUCCGUCGCUCUGAUGCAAUACCUUCUCGAUGCCUUUGACCACCGGCCGUUGAGGUGGCCACGAGUCGUGCCGGCGUAUCGCUCUCGGCGCGAUGCUACCCGGACGCAUUAUCUUCGAGACUGUACGAAUGCAAACUCGAUAUGGCUCUGUCGUAUCGCCGGAUCCAGCGACUCUCCCUGUGGCAGAGGGGCGUGGUGGCGCUUUGAAUGACAUUAGAAGGAAGCUGUUGCCAGCGCCACCUGGGCAUGCCCUCAGGGUCAAAGAGAUGGCGAACUGAAUACGGAACCCGGAUUCGGGAUCGAUGGUGUUUACUGACCGAGCCUGGUUGGACGUGGGCGGGAUCUGGCUGUAUGUGGCGGGAUAAAGGGACGGCACCGGGAAAUGAUCCAAAGGAGCAUUCCAGGCGGGAACAAUGAAGAGACCGACCUUGACUUCCUGGACCCCACGAGGCCUCGCAGAGAACACGACAUGACCUUUGCCACAUCCUUUGAUUGCGCUCCGAACUGGCCCUCGACGUCUGUGCCAUCACGCUGACACCAAAAAGGGCGUCGACACGUUACCACGCGAACAAGCAGCAUGGCACCCAUCUUCCAGCAAAGGCACGACUACAGGGCGGAGAAGAAGAUCGAUGACAACGUCUACGUCGUCAGCCGGCUGUCCGACAAUGAGCAGUUCCUCGGCACCAAGUGGGACGCCAGCACGGUGGACCCGGCCUUCACUGGGCUGCUCGAGCGCGGCACCAAGGGGGCGCUCGGCAGCCUGCUGAACCAUCCAAAUCUGAUCAACUACACCGACACGGUGGCGGACAACGUGGUGUGCGGGCGAGGGACGGCGACGGCGGUGUCGGCGCAGCGAAUGCUCCUAUGGGACUUCUGCGAGGCUGGCACGCUGCAGAACCUGUUCAGGCACCACCAGGUGGUGCCCAGGACGGCGUCGCCCGACAGCCAGGUGGUGACGCAGUAUCUGCCAGAAGGCUUGUGCUGGCACGUGCUGCUCAGCGUGAUGAGCGCGCUCAGCUGGCUUCACGAGGGCCACCGCGACGACUCGUCGAUCGAGGGGCCGAACGGGCGACGAAGAGCGCGCGACUGGUUCUCAGACCCCGACUGGCUGCCGAUCCUGCACAGGAACAUCCAGCCCGAGUACAUCUUCUUCAAGCAUCCAAAGGGGACCGAGUCGUACGGGCUCUGUAAGCUGGGGAAUUAUAGCGCCUGCGCCGUAUCGGGCCACGUCAACAGCAACUUUAGCGGGCAAGUGAUCAGCUCUACCCGGGGUGACGAGAGGCUGGACACACUGCGCGAGAACCUGUGGGAGGACAUGUCUACCAUCGAGGCGGACAAACGGCCGUACACCAAGGCCACGGAGCUGUACCAGCUGGCGCGGAUCGUGUACAAGAUGAUGUCGACGAGGGACGUGCCGGACCCGGAAGACGACCAACAGCCGGCGUUCAAUGUACAGGCUGAGAUGGACACGCUGACUGCAUACUCGGCUGGGCUGAGGAGUAUGGUGUCAUUUUUCCUGGGCAACCACCGCGGGCUCUGUGCGCGCGCUGAGGACCUGACGUCGACACUGUACAUACAGGCGCGGAGCCUGUACCUGCAGUGGAAGCGGGAUACGCCCGACGGGAAGCUGCACCGCGACUUGCUGGAUGACGGUUGGCGGCGCCAGUUUAAUGAGGACGAGAGGAUCCGUGCCGACGAGGAGUUGCUGGCGAGCCAGGGCCAGCUGAGCUCCCACCGCUGGACCAUGGACAACCUCAACCCGCAGCCCAGGCAAGCCGUGCCUCCCGUUCCGACCCCGCCGCCUUCUUAGCCACGGGCUGAGGCAGUGGCUGGGUGGUUGAUCUCAUGUGUUGGGUUGGAAGCGGCAUUGUGGUGUGCAAACGGGUCCAAGGGAGAGAAGAGACCAAAUGACUUAGAAUACUUAGGUACCUUGUACACAAGUACAGUACGUAGCGCGCAAUGUCUCCACACUUACUUAAUAG
This is a messenger RNA of Diaporthe batatas, 2149 nucleotides long. RefSeq lists its product as uncharacterized. The record is from RefSeq and is a predicted model, not a curated record. Gene Ontology annotation, molecular function: protein kinase activity; ATP binding. Gene Ontology annotation, biological process: protein phosphorylation. The transcript has 2 exons. NCBI's taxonomy places the organism in Eukaryota, Fungi, Ascomycota, Sordariomycetes, Diaporthales, Diaporthaceae. The coding region runs from base 745 to 1977 and encodes 410 amino acids.